CAAUAUGGUGUCGUUUGCAGGAAACAUAAUUAUAAAUGAGUACAGACGGAUAGACCGCUGCCUCCUUUGAGGCGCUGGUGUUGUCCGACUUUCACUGUUGACUACAAAAAAAUAAAUAGAGCAGGCUUCUGUUUGUAUUCAACUCGAGCCUCCUAUUUUAGCCGAGAGGCGAGUUGGUGACAGCGGUCAAGGAUGGACUGUGGAGAGUACAUGUCGCCAAUGGAGAGCGUGGACCCGACUUUAGCGGAGUUAGGAGAUGAAUUAACACUGGGGGACAUCGAUGAGUUGCUCCAGCUUGUCAACCCGGUGGGAGACUUCCCAGAGCUGUUUGAGGAGCAGAUAACCACCGCAGGGUCUCUAAUCACAACCCCACGACCGGCAACUCAAAACCCUGGAUCUACCCAAGCAUCAACUCCUGUUGCCUGCCAAAGCCUCACUCUUGGGCUCUCUCCCCCUCAGACGUUGUCGCAGACACAGAACCCCUCCACAACCACAGCCUCUGCAGUGCAGCAGCAGGUGACCCGCAGCCCCCCGCCCCUUCAGCCACGGCCUCAUGUGAUCCAACCCAUCCAGCCCCAUCUGAUGACCCAACCCACCAUUCAGAUGCAGACCCAGCGAUUCCCAGUUCACACUUUGGUUCCAACAUCAAUCCAGACGCCGGCGCCCCAAACUGUAAUGAUUGCCUCCAGCGGUGGACAGUCCCGUUUUAUCCAAAAUCCAGUCAUCUGCCACCCAAGCCCUACUUCUGGUUUCCCAGUACUUCAACCACAGGUGCAGAGCAUUAUGACAUCAUCCCAACUCCAACCAGUGACGAUUCACCAGCGUCUUCUGACAACUGGUCAGACCAUUCAGACUCUCUCUACAGCACCCACUACAGUCCAUGCUAUGCCACAGCAGAUGCAACAGGUUUUGGUUCAGCAGCCUCAAAUUCUGAAGACAGAUUCCCUGGUUCUAUCUACCAUGCAAAACCCAGCGGGGAUCACCACACUGACUACGCCCCUCCAGAACACAACACUGCAAGUUCCGACACUGAUGGGCAGCAACCUCCUGACUACUGUUCUGGGAGGCGCAGACAAGCUGACAAUUAAACAUCUACAGUCAGGCGGGAGCCACUGCACCAACAGCAUAAUAUCAAGCCUAGAGCAAAGCCCUAUGACUGGAGGGGUGCUGUGCCAAGGAGGGGUGGUGAAGGAGGGUGAGAGGAGGACCACCCACAACAUCAUAGAAAAGAGGUACCGGUCAUCCAUCAAUGACAAGAUUAUGGAGCUGAGAGACUUGGUCGUAGGAAAUGAUGUCAAGAUGCAUAAGUCAGGUGUGUUGAGUAAAGCUAUUGACUACAUUAAGCACCUGAAACAAGUCAACCACAAAGUUCGACAGGAGAACUUGGCUCUUAAAAUAGCAAUCCAGAAGAGCAAGCCAGUGACACUGUCUGAGGAUAUGGAGCCUAAAGAGGAAAUUGUAAUGAUGUCACCUCCAGCCUCUGACUUUGGCUCAGCUUCCCCUCACCAAUUGUCUCCCUAUGGUGUGGACUCUGAGCCCAGCAGCCCCUUAAUAGAUCAUGAUCAGAUGAAGUGUGAGCCAGACUCUCCUUCCUCUGUUGGAGUGAUGGAUGGUUCUCGUCUGCUUCUCUGUGCCCUGACCUUCUUCUGUCUCUCCCUGAACCCACUGCCCUCUCUGUUGGGUUCUGAGACCUCAGAAAGUAUCUCUGCAGGGCAUGGGCCAUCUAGAACUCUUUUCUGGUUCCCAAGUCCCACACAGGAUUUUGCCUCUUGGCUGCGCUGUUUAUUGCCAUGGGUGAUUGUUUGGAUGCUGAGUGGGCUGGGAGCAGUUUGGGGUUGUGUGCGGGUGCUUUACCUCUGGGAACCUGUCACCCCCCUUCACUCCCCAAAGUCGGUGUCCUUCUGGAGACACCGAAAACAAGCUGAUGUGCACCUUAAGAGAGGAGAUUACGAGGCAGCAUUGACCAGUUUAGAGACCUCCUUAUCCAUCUUGACCAGAGCAUUUCCUUCCACCAAACUGGACCUGAUCUGUUCAUUGUCCUGGAAUCUGAUUCGCUAUUGUUUACAUCGUCCAACCCCUCUCGGCUGGCUGGUUUACCAAAUCAGAGGAAAACAUGAGGGGGAUGAGGCUAGGACAAGCGCAAAAGAUGCUGCCCUCGUAUACCAUCGUCUGAGCCAUCUGCAGCUCACAGGAAAGCUGCCUCAGCGUAGCAGCUUAUGGGCCCUGUCUCUGUCUCUGAGUGCUGUCAACCUCAGCGAGAGCGCCCAAGGAAAGAUGGCCCCCGCUCAACUUACCGAGAUCUAUGUCACUGCAGCCGCUGCUCUACACACUGUACUGGGUCACCAUAUCGCAUGUCUGCCUGGUUACUUACUGAGUUGUGCAGAGAACAUUGCAAAUCAGUGUGAAACGAAGCACAUUCCUGACUGCUUGCGCUGGCUCUUCACCCCAUUGGGCAGGCAGUUCUUUCUGAGCUGUGAUUGGUCAUUGAAGUCAGAGAGCAGCGAUGGGGUGUUUACGUCACAGAGAAACCCAGCUGACCCAAUUGCCCAGUUGCACCGCUGUUUCUGCAGAAAGUUGCUUGAAAGAGCCGUUCACACCCUCAUCCAGCCGCAGAGUGACUCAGAAGUGGGCAAACACAAAACCAGCUCUGGGGAGUUUUCCAGUGCCCUGGAGUUCUUGCAACAGUUGAAUAAAUGUACAGAGGACUCUCCUUCUGCUCCUCCCUUCUCAACUCCUCCCAAUCACACCAUCACACCAGUGAGAGAUCCCUUAAGUCGGUGGUGGGCUUUGGUCCUAAAGGCUGCCAUCUAUUGGCUUCAGGGUGAUGAUGUCACUGUGAGAUCUCUGUUGGUUGAAGCAGAGCGAAUGCCAAGGACUCGGCACACUCUUGACCACCCUCUGCCCAAAGCUGUGCAGUUACUCUGCAAGUCCUUUCAGAUGAGUUUGUCACCUCUGAAGGGAGAAGGAACGUCAGCCUGCCUGUCCCGUUGUGACCAAGCCAGCAGUUACCUGCGCUCCAGCAUCUCCGUGCCUCUUGGCCAGCCUGGUGACUGCCUAAACAAGGCGAUGGAGCUCUUGGUAUGCGACCUUUUACUGACCUUGAGGACCAGUUUAUGGCAGCGAGGCAGCAGCACUAAUGGAGAACCUGGGCCAUCCUCUGCAUCUCAGUUGGCUGGUUUUCAGAGUGACCUCAGUGCGCUCAGAAAGCUCACGCAGUGCUCCAGACAGGCCCAGCAUAAGGUGUUCCUCCACGAGACCACAGUGAGGCUGAUGGCGGGAGCCAGUCCUACAAGGACACACCAGCUGCUGGAUCACAACCUGAGACGAAGAACGCACGGCCUCCACACUGCAGAUGGCGAGAGGGAGCGGGCUCAUGCCAUUCUACUGGCCUGCCGCCACCUACCCAUGCCCCUGUUAACCCCACCCGGGCAUCGCGCCCACCUGCUGGCUGAGGCCAAACGCACCCUGGAGCGGGUGGGAGAUCGUCGAUCUCUCCAAGAUUGUCAGCUGAUCCUGUUGCGCCUGAGCGGCGGCGCAACCGUCGUUGCAUCCUGAACACACGCACAAACACAAAGGCUACUGUUGAUUGCACUCAUUCACUUACAGUAUAUAAAGGAUAUGAGUCAGUCAUUUACACCCAUACAUCUUUCAGCCUGUAUCGACGUCUCUUUUUGCUUGAUGGCUAGUUGCGCCUCCAAUGCUCAGCUUUAGAACACUCUUCCCACCUUGUGGUCAUUCACGGUACAACGUCGGCUGACUGCCUCACACUUAACAUGUUUAACAGAGAAUAUCAGGUGUAAUGGGCUUCCAAAGAAAAAGGGACCUGUUUAUAAAUAGCUGUUCAAUUUCAUGCAAUUGCAGAAGUGCAUUGUUCAGCUAUUCGAUCCCAAGCUGCACAAUAAUUAGCACUUUGUAAUAUCUAAAGUAAAUCAGUUUGCCAGCUUCAUUUCUAAGGUCUGUAAACAGCGUACACACAAAAGACAGACUGGUUUACCUUCAACUAUAAGUCGUGUCGUUUCUUGUCUACCUCAUACACAGUUACAUUAUACUGUGGGGAAAAACAAAAUACCCAAACACCAGGUCGAUUAUUCUGAAUUGGAAGUGAAUGUGCAGCUUUCUGUAAAUCACAGAGGUGUUAUUCUUCCCUAAAAUGUCGGACUACACAGGCAGGGUGCUGAUAAUGAUGGCCUUGUUACUAACUACUUACACAGAAACAUAUAUAUUGUAGUACAUAUGUAAAUUAAAUUUAAUAUUAACAGUUGCGGCGGCACGGUGGACGACUGGUUAGAGCGUCUGCCUCACAGUUCUGAGGACCGGCGUUCAAUCCCCGGCCCCGCCUGUGUGAAGUUUGCAUGUUCUCCGCGUGCCUGCGUGGGUUUUCUCCGGGCACUCCGAUUUCCUCCCACAUCCCAAAAACAUGCAUGGUAGGUUAAUUGACGUCUCUAAAUUGCCCCUAGGUGUGAAUGUGAGUGCGAAUGGUUGUUUGUUUAUGUGUGCCCUGCGAUUGGCUGGCAACCAGUUCAGGGUGUACCCCGCCUCCUGCCCGAUGAUAGCUGGGAUAGGCUCCAGCAGUGGAGGUUAAGUGGUAAAGGAAAUGGAUGGAUGGAUGCAUGAACAGUUUAAGUAUUGGUUGUAAAUAUAAAUAGGCUCAUUUUUAAAAGAUUAAAUCGUACUCGUUUGGCUACUUCUCCAAGGAAAGCCAACAUUGACGACUACAUUACUGACAAUCGUUAGUUGUCGGGUUGGUGUAAUGGCUGGACCAGCAGAGCAGUUUUAGCUGUCUUGCCCUAAAUUUCUAAAUCUUUUGCUCUGUCAUUUUAAAAAGUAAUUCCAUUGUACGGGGUGGAAAUGCAAUGGGUAAUCCCCCUUGUUUGUUGUAAAAUAUGUGUUUCUGCAGUGAUACAGUUGAAAAACUAUUAUUUCUCAGAAAUGUCAUCUACAUUUGUAAUUGUUUCAGGCAAAACACCCUUGAGUUUAAAGGAAAAUAUAUUGCAUCAUAUUUUCAUAAUGGUGUUAGAAAUUGCUAAAAACAGUUUAUAAUUUGUGCCUCUCACAAUUUGCUUCUAUCAUUCCUGUUUUUGUGUCUUAUUUAAUGGUUAUGUACUUUUUAGAUUAAUGCUUUGCUGGGGGGGGGGGAUGAAAAGUCAGCCUUUUUGUGUGUAUAUUAUAUUUGAUUGUGAAGAACUUAAAACAGAACAAGCAUUUUAGGUUGAUGUGGUAGCUUAGGGUUGCCCUUUUUUCUGUGUGCACUUCAAAUUCUUUUUAGAAUAGCAAAGCAAACUCAAUUUAUGCUUGUCGAAAUGUACAGAAAAUUCUCUUACAGGUCACACCAAGCAGAUCAAUAUCUCUCUUCAUUGUGUGCAAAGAACAAAGCAAUGCCCAAUUAACCAUGAUAGGCUGGGUUUAUUACUGUUGGUCUACUGUUGUGAUUGUUACAAUUUUUUUUGUCUUUUCCCCAUUAAGUAUUGUACUUUCUAAAUUCUACUCUUUGUCACUCUUUUUGGUGUUGGUGUUUUUUGUAAUAAAACAAAAUGUGAUGGUG
Phycodurus eques (leafy seadragon) is the source of this 5542-nucleotide messenger RNA. It is a transcript of the gene srebf2, whose product is annotated as sterol regulatory element binding transcription factor 2. Gene Ontology annotation, cellular component: nucleus. Lineage: Eukaryota; Metazoa; Chordata; Actinopteri; Syngnathiformes; Syngnathidae. The record is from RefSeq and is a predicted model, not a curated record. Bases 193 to 3555 code for a protein of 1120 amino acids. The transcript has 20 exons. Gene Ontology annotation, biological process: positive regulation of transcription by RNA polymerase II; positive regulation of cholesterol storage. Gene Ontology annotation, molecular function: protein dimerization activity; RNA polymerase II cis-regulatory region sequence-specific DNA binding; DNA-binding transcription factor activity, RNA polymerase II-specific.